CGUUUGGAUUUUUGCGGAAACCGCUUCGAAGCACCGACCAUUGCGUUCCCGAUUGCGUGGAUUAUUGUAGCGCGGACGUAUACACGUUCUCCACCGGGGCUCGGAGUCCUGUUGAGCAAGGCUCUACUGAAUCGCUUCUUCAUUUCUGCCGUUCGGCGAAUCGUUAUACACUUGAAAUUUGUCUUCGGGGGGGCUCGGAGGUUCUUGUUGGGGGGUUUGUGAAAUUCUUGCUGUUGUUUUUCGGUGUACCAAACAAGAACCAAAGUCACCGGGAAGAAGAAACGGUUUUUAAGUGGGCGGUGGGUGUCAGUCUCUGGCACGGGCGAGCAAUCGGAGUGCUUUCGGCAUAGCGCAUAGUGUUGUUCUGUAGCCGGUGAUUGGUGCCAAGUUCGGAUCCUCUGCACGAAGAUAUUGUCAUUUCGCCGGAUGAUGGUUAUAAAUUGGAAGAGAUAAAAGAAGUAUAUUAAAUUGGCAAUUUGAAGAAUUCGAUAGAUUCGGUUGCCUGUGAGCUCGUGUCGUGUAAGAAAGCAAAAAUUGAAAAAAAGGCAAACCCAUUCAAGUAGAAGCCGGUGCACAGUGCGCUCCAGUUGAGAUACGAUUUUCAAUCUCCAGGCAUCACAAUAACGUCGAGGUACACUCGGCAUUCGUAUAGCGAAGUGAAAAACCGGGAGAAGAAAAAGUGCGGUGAAAUAAUAGAAUAAAGGCACAAUCGUUCUCCAAAGUUCGAAUCUCGCAGACGAAGUCAUCGCGCGCUGGGUGCCUGGGGGAAGCCUGCUGAAAGGUUCCACUCACGAUAAAGCCCAAGGUGCUUACAACGAUUCACGCUAACGAUAUAGGCUUUUGAACUGGAAUAUCAUCUUUGAACUUACCGGCGAGAGGAGGGAGAAAAAAAAGUGAGUUCAAACCAAAUCUGAAGCCGUGGAAAAGUCGGAUCAUACCAGUUUUGCUGGAAAUAAUUCAAUUAUUGGAUUAAAUUUCGAUCAGCGGGACCAAGCGAAAAAAGAGGAAGAAGGAAAACAUCAGAUCUGGUUCAGUUGGAAUUGUUCAUAAGAAGUAUUUGCAGCGCAUAGAUUAAGGAAGCGUGUUGUGCGGAAAGUUUUGGUGGUGCAGUGAACAACUUGUUUCGCGGAAAGCUUCCUAUCUUCGGCAGCCGAGAAGAGUGAUGCUCUAAGUGUGUAUUCCUUUUGGUCCGCGCAAAUCUUGCCUGUGGCGGAAUUCGCGGGGAGUGAGCCGGAAAAUUGUGCGAGGUGCGGCAGCUUGUGUAAAAUUGUGUUUAUCCGCCAUUAAGAGGAAGCAGCAGCAGCAGCAGUGAAGUUAGAAAAUAGCAUCAGAAGCGUCAUCAGCGCCGUCAACAGUGCUUGUUGUGUGUUUAACCCAUUUCUGCAGUGUCAAGGAAGUAAAGUCUGCAAGUCUGUGUGUGUGUGUGUUAGUGAGAAAAGUGCAAGCCAUCCGCCCCCGGAAGGCAGAGGCCAGUUGAUCGCGGCUACACAACUCAUCCGAGCCGGAAGGAAAGGCACACACCCUCAAACACUUGAUAGCGUUGUGUGCAUUGUGUCGUUCCGGCGAAAGGGUGUCGGAAGUAUACGAUAGCGUCAUACCGGAAGCAGCAUCCCGAGGCGGUGUGGGAAAACGUCCCUCCGAGCAUCAGUCGCCGCUGCCGUCGCUGCUGUCGUCGCCUGAAAGAUCUGCUAUCUAUAACUGAGGCUUCAAUCAGCUCAAUUGAAAACCCUCCCACAACAUUCGCUUCUUCAGCGGGUUUUCUGAUGCUAUUCAGACUCUCCAGUGCUGAUGCCAACCGAUUAGUGAUCACCAUCCAUCGAUUGCAGCCACCAGCACUGAACUUUUGCUGGGUUGUAAAAAUACCCGAUUCAUCCUUACUUGAGCUGUCAUCGUAAAAAAAGUACGAUCAAAGAACGCACCAGCUAUAAAAUCAACGACGGAAGAAUUUACCUUGUACUUACCUAUCCUGUUUUCCUUACACACCCACAUACACACCUACUCCCCAUCCAUCUCUCCGCAAUAAAUCGAUCCGCUUUGAAGAAGUCGACCGUUUAGUGGAGCACAAAGUAAAGCCGAAGCGAGAAGAUAACUUCCCACAUAAAAGUGUAGUAGCAUGAGGCUAAAAUCAACAAACGAAAAGUGAGCGAGAAAGAACUCGCUUGAGAAGCGAUCCGGUGAAGCGAAAGUAUAACUUUCAACUGUUGUGCGAUCGAAGAAGAAGAAGAAGAAGAAGAAGAAAAUGAUGAAAAUAAAUCGACGCUAGCACAACGAGUGAGUGGUUAAACGUAGCAAAAAAUAAUUCAGAGAAGGGCAGAAAAAAAGUCAAUAAACUUGAAAUUUCCGCAAACUGAACGAUUUUCUUUCGGCAAAUGUCGACCGUGAAGGAGACAAACUUUCUGUAGCUCCUGCGAGAGGGAAAAUUAUACAAAAUCCGGCGAAAGCUGCUGCAGAAUAACACGAGCACAGUGAAAAAGAAAACGAAACCAAAAAAAAAACGAUCCUAUCGAGACUUGCGUGUUGCGUGUGUGUGUGUACAAGUGCCCCCGGAGGAAAAAAAGCAACAAACUAAAAGCGGUCAGAACCCUUCGCACCCCUCUGUCGGAGAGAGCUACGCUACGAAGAAGAUCCAAACUGGCGAAGCUAUAUUAUUACUUUUAUGCUGCUGCCAGGGUCCAACACUAGCCGAGUCCAAUGAAUGUGAUUCGACUGUUGCAGAUUAUAAUCGUUACAAAAUUCAUCAAAACUGGUAUCGCCGACAAGAACGACUAUCCGCUUUAUUUCGAGAAGGUUAUCUAUGAGGCUGACAUCGACGAAAAUGUCGAGAUUAAUCACAACUUUCUCAACGUCACCGCAAAAACACACGCUGAAGCGCCCAGUAUUCGAUACAAGAUUACAAGCGGUAACAUAGGGGGAGUGUUCGCAAUACAUAACACCACCGGAGCACUGUUCGUCGCCAAAGCUCUGGAUUACGAGAAACUCAGAAAGUACGAGCUCCGGUUGACGGCAUCGGAUAGCUUCAAGGAGAACUACACGACGGUGCUGAUUAACGUCAGGGACGUAAACGACAAUCCACCUGUAUUCGAAAAAUCAUCAUAUCGCACACAAAUCACCGAAGAGGACGACCGGGGCCUGCCGAAACGGGUGCUCCAGGUGACAGCAUCGGACGCCGAUGUGGAACGGCCGAACAAUAUAAUCUACUUCCUGACCGGGCCUGGGAUUGACGCCGAGAAUCCAUCGGAGAGUAAUUUCGACAUCAACAAGGCUACGGGGGAAAUACUCGUACUGAAGCCACUCAAUCGUGAUCCGCCCCACGGGCGAGCAUCGUGGAAAUUCACCGUGUUCGCACAGGACGAAAGCGGUGAGGGACUGGUCGGCUUCACCGAGGUGCAAAUCAAUCUGAAGGAUGUGAACGACAAUGCGCCGGUGUUUCCGCAGGGGGUUUACUACGGUAAUGUGACGGAGAACGGGACGGCCGGAAUGUAUGUGAUGACAAUAAAGGCCGAGGAUUAUGAUGACAUAAACGAGGGAUUGAAUGCAAAAAUUGUGUACUCAAUUGAGAAGAACGCGAUCGAAGAGGACAGUGGACUGCCGAUCUUCGACAUUAAUCCGGACACCGGCGUUAUAACGACAGCCGUGUGCUGUCUGGAUCGGGAAAAGACACCCGACUACUCGCUACAAAUUGUAGCUACCGAUGGGGGAGGCCUCAAGGGCACGGGAACAGCCUCCAUCAAAGUGAAGGAUUUGAACGAUAUGCCACCUCAUUUCACUAAAGACGAAUGGUUCAUCGAGGUGGAGGAAACAGAUGGGAAUGUUCUACCGGAGGCACCAAUUUUGACCGUAACGGUAAACGAUGAUGACGAAAUCAAUAACUUCCAAUAUAAGAUCAUUGAGAGCAGUGGCUAUGGGGCGGACAAGUUUUCGAUGGUCAAGAAUAGCGAUGGAACCGGGAGUUUGAAGGUGACCCAACCACUAGAUUUCGAGGAUCCCAUGCAGAUGAAUGGGUUUCGGUUCCGGAUCCAAGUUACCGACAACGAAGGAAUCAACGAUACCGAUAAGUACCACGUCGAUCAUUCGUGGGUAAUUGUGAAACUGAAAGACUUUAACGACAACACACCGCGCUUUCGUCGGCCACAUCUGGACGCGAAUGCGUCCGAAAAUGACGAAAUCGGCAAAGCGUUGGUCAGCUUCAAAGCCAUCGACAUCGAUAAGGCCGGCAAAAGCAAGAUCACGUACAUGAUCAACCGAGCGACCGAUCGCAAACGUCAGUUCGCCAUUAGCGACGAGGGAACGGUCACAAUUCAACGUGAGUUGGAUCGGGAGACCAUCCCAAAGUACCAUCUGGAAAUAUUGGCGAUCGAUGAUGGAGUUCCACCGAGAACGGCCACCGCGACGCUCGUUAUUGAUGUGAAGGAUGUCAAUGACAACGCGCCAGUGUUCGCCGAAGAGUACAAACCGAUUCUGCUGGAGAAUUCCCCACCCUCGAAAGUGAUCGAGAUAUCCGCAACGGAUCGGGACGAUCGGAAAAUGGGCAACGGAGCACCGUUUCAAUUCCGAAUGGAUCCAGACGCGGAUGACGUGAUACGGACGUCCUUCAAGAUCGAACAGAGUACCAAGGGCGAUGGAAUGGCGAUUGUGUCAUCGCUGGGUUCGUUCGAUCGGGAGUAUAGGAAGCAAUACGAGAUCCCGAUAGUGAUCAAGGACUCCGGCAAUCCUCCCCAGACAGGAACGAGCACCUUGACGGUGACGAUCGGUGAUGUCAACGAUAACAUCAUGCAGCCCGGAUCGAAGGAGGUGGUUGUGUACAAUUACCAGGGUCAAGCACCGGAUACCCCGAUCGGGAGGGUGUUUGUGAACGAUCUGGAUGAUUGGGAUACGUCAGACAAGUUGUUCUACUGGGAUGAGAUCGAGAAUCCUAGAUUCAAACUAGAUGAUACAUCGGGCAUGGUUACGAUGAGACGGGGAGCCCGGGAAGGACGGUACAAGCUGCGGUUCAAGAUAUAUGACCGCAAACAUGCGCAAGAAUCGUACGCUAACAUGUCGGUCGUUGUGAAACAUAUUUCCUACGAAGCGAUCGUAAACUCCGGUUCGAUUCGGCUCAUGGGAAUCACGGAUGAAGAUUUUAUACGCAUCUGGAACUAUCGGGCGCAGAAUAUUUUCAAGAGUAAACUGGAGCGUUUCCGGGAUAAACUGGCCGAGUUGUUGAAUAUAGACAAGAAGAAUGUGGAUGUGUUUAGUGUACAGAUGAAGACCAAGAGUCCGCCGGUUACAGAUGUUAGGUUUUCGGCGAGAAGCGCUUACUAUUACAAAGCGGUACAACUGAAUGGGGUGGUUCUGCUACACAAGGAGGACAUAGAGCUAGCGGUAGGGAUCAAUAUAACGAUGGUCAAUAUCGACGAGUGUUUAGCGGAGAAUGCCGACUGCAAUGGUUCGUGUACCAGCAUCAUGGAAGUCCAGGCAAAUCCCAGCCUGGUCAACGCCAACAAGACAGCACUGGUUGGAGUCCAAAUUAAGUCCACAGCGGAGUGCAUGUGUAGUGCGAGAGAGUACAAACAGCAGCAGACAUGUAGUUCCCAUCCGUGUCUCAACGGGGGCCGGUGCUCGGAGAGUAAAUCGGGAGUUCGCUGCUCGUGUCCCCCUGGCUAUACUGGUCCUCGCUGUCAACAAACGGUGCGGAGCUUCCGAGGAAAUGGUUGGGCCUGGUAUCCGUCGUUGGACAUGUGCGAUAAGUCCCACAUAAGCGUAGAAAUCAUUACAACGAAACCGGAUGGUUUAAUCUUCUACAACGGUCCGAUUGUACCUCCGAAUGAUGGCGAUGAGUAUCAGCAGUCAGAUUUCAUCGCUCUGGAGCUGGAGCAGGGCUAUCCAAGAUUCCUACUCGACUACGGUUCGGGAACGUUGGAGUUAAGAAUACAAACGAAACUUCCGCUCAAUGAUGGGGAUUGGCACCGAAUCGAUCUCUUCUGGGACACGGAUCAGGUGAAGAUGGUUGUGGAUCACUGCAGAACAGCUGUUAUCUCCGAAGCAGAUGAUGGUAACUUGGUCGAGUUUGUCGAUCACACAUGUCAGGCCAUUGGUCGCGUUCCACAGUUCAACGAGUACUUGAACUUGAAUACACCCCUCCAAAUAGGUGGCGUAUUCCGAGAGAAAUUUGACUACACCUACAACCGCUGGCAGUACAUGCCGAUUGCAGCUGGGUUCGAAGGAUGCAUGCGCAACUUCAAGCACAACGGAAUACUGUACGAUCUGUCGCAUCCGGGUCUAUCGAAGGGUACCAUGCCGGGAUGUCUGUACACUCAGGAAGUUUGCGACAUGAAUCCACAGGUGGCGAAGUGUUUGGAACAUGGAAAAUGUGUUGGAAACUAUGACGAGGCAAAGUGCGAAUGCAAUCCGGGCUGGUCAGGUACCUACUGUAGUCUACCGACGACACCAACCACCUUCAAGACCCACAGCUACGUGAAAUACGCACUAAGCUUCGAACCGGACAAAUUCACAACUCAGAUUCAGUUGCGCUUCCGCACUAGGGAGUUAUACGGGGAACUAUUUCGCAUCAGCGAUCAACACAUGCGUGAGUACGGUAUUAUCGAACUGAAGGAAGCCCGAUUGUUGUUCAGGUACAGUCUGAACUCCGGCCAGGUGGAGGAGCAUGAGAUUUCGCUAAGCGCGGUCGAGGUUGAUGAUGGCCAGUGGCAUGUGGUGAAGAUACAGCGUUAUGGAUCUGCAGCCAUCUUGGAGCUGGACGGCGGAGAGGGUGCUAAUUUCAACCAAAGCUUCUCGUUCGAUGGGCAUCAAUGGUUGUCGGUGGAUAAGCAGGAGGGUGUCUAUGCUGGAGGAAAACCAGAGUUCACUGGAGUGAAAACAUUUGAUGUGCAGGCUGAUUACCAGAAGAGCUGCAUCGAUGAUAUAAGGUUGGACGGUAAGAGUUUGCCUCUGCCUCCGGCUACUAACGGAACUCAGUGGGGCCAAGCCACAAUGGCGAAAAACAUCGAGCGCUACUGCACCUCCAAUAACCCGUGCCAGAAUGCCUACUGUCCGGAGCCGUUCGAAUGUGUCGACCUUUGGAACAAGUACGAGUGCGCGUGCGGGGAUGGCAUGAUCAUCUCGCCCGAGGGCAAAACCUGCAUCGAUCGGAACGAGUGUCUAGACUACCCGUGCCUGAACGGGGGAACCUGCAUCAACCAGGAGCCCAGGCUCAAGUACAAGUGCAUCUGUCCAGAUUCGUACUGGGGCGAGAGCUGCGAGUUCUUGAAGGAGCGACAAGCGCUGAAAUUCAGCACAAGUGCCUUGGCUGCCGUCAUAACAUGUCUACUGCUGAUUAUUAUUUUAUUAUUCCUAUAUUUUUCCUGUUCCCGCCGCCGUUCGGCCAACUUCAACAAGAAAACCGGCACGAAGGACGACAUCCGUGAGAACAUCAUCAACUACUGUGACGAAGGCGGCGGAGAAAACGACAUGACUGCGUUCGACAUGAAAACCCUCAAAAUUCCUAUAGGACCACUACCGGAACUGGUACAGCACAAGGCACCACCCGUACGUCCCGAUAUUGCCGUCGUGUCCGACCAGGUCGUCACCAAGAUCGACGUGUUCCUGGACGACCGGAAGCGACGGGCGGAUGUCGAUCCCGCCUCCGGGCCCUUCGACGACCUGCGGAACUACGCAUACGAAGGUUGUGGGAGUACGUCUGGCUCACUAAGUUCCUUACAGUCAGGUACCGAUGAUGAGCCCCAUGAGUAUAGCUUUCUAUCCACAUGGGGGCCGCGUUUUGAUAAGUUAGUCAAUAUUUAUGAGCCCAAGAUUCAGAUUGAGGACGAUGACGUUAGUUAAAAGUAACUUGUGUUUCGGAAUGGUUUAUUUUUAUACUUCGCAUCAUAGGUGUAGUUAAUGGUUUUUUUAUAUACAUAUAUUCGAACGGUGUAGAUAUCAAAAGGUAUAAAUAUUUAACGAAUUGAACUGUAAGAAUUUGACAACCUUGUAUUUUGAGGAUAAACAAACAACGUAAACUAUAGACAAGUGAAUUAGUCGAUAAGUAGGUGAUAAGCAAACAGUGAAAUAAAAUCAGUCCUAGAAUUAAACAAAACCAAAUUCAAUGCUCUCUUCCACAAAAAAGCAAGCAAAACUUACGUUGAGGUAGUCCUUCAAAGUUCACCAGAAUUGCGCGUGAAGGUUAGUUUUGUGUUCAUUUUCUCCUCGACUGCUGUAAGCGGCAACUUUCGCCAUUCCCCAAAAUGUAUAUUUGUGCAGCUGAAAUGUGCUCAGAAAUGCAAAUCCUUGGUGCUGGUGGCACCGCUGUUGGCUUGUUUCAACGCAUCGAAGUCUUACACUUUAAGUGCUGCUCGGUCCUAGCCAAACUUACAAAGUACUUUCGCUUCAAAACUAAGUUAGCACAGUUGAGAGCAAGGUGGGAAAUUUCCACCGCGCUGUUGCCGGCGAAAGUUUUUACCCCCCCAAUUGACAAAAGUUUGGCUCGGCAAAACUUGAAGCUUUGUGCUUCAGCGCUCCUACUGUGACGGGCGCAAAAAUCGCGCCAACUUCGAAGAUCCUCUCCUUGAGAGAGGGGAAACACAAGAUUUGGAUUGGCGUUAAUUGGACAUUUUUGAACCGAUGCGCGGUUGUGAAAAAUUCAAGUUUCUAAAUCGAUUGGUUGGAGAUCAAAAGCUCAACAAAUGCUCAACAUUUAUUGAACAUUCGUUUUGAGUUUAAUGCAUAGUCCUGAAUCGGACACUUGUAAAAUAAUCGCUAGCAGAACAAAAUUCAAUAACUAAAUAUAACGAUUAUAGGGAUUUUGGAUGACUCUUGAUGAUUAUCAGUUAGCCUAUUAUGACGAAAAAUAGUUCAAAUUUGUUUUAUUUUCAAACCUGCUAAAAUAUAUUAAAUUUCACAAAAUUUAAGCAAAAUCUUUGAAACGGAGCGAUUUCUAGCAGUAAAUCUGCGACUUAUACUCAGCCCCACAUCAAUUUUUUAUAACAAUGCUAGCUUUGCGACAUUCGUGUGUAUUGAUUGACAUGACAUUGUAUUGACAACGAACAUAUCUUAUGAUGGAACUCGCUUUUGCGGAUAAUCUGCACCGCUAAUCGGGGUUCUACUGUAAUCAGUUUUCGAGGGCUCUUCUGAAAGUUGCAGACGUUUGUUACGAGCGUUGCAGUGGCUAAAUCCGCUUCACAAGUGGCGUGAUUUUUCUAUUGUAGCGCACAUUUUAAUUAGUCACUCUAAGAAAAAUAAGAGAGAUACCUACCACUCGCUAUCACAACCUAAUGCGUACUAAGUGUAGGAGUCUUAUGACAGCAAAAUAACGGCUGCGUCUGCUACUUUCUGGAUAGCCCUGGUACACGACUUUCUCUAUGCGAGACAAUACAAAAAUAGAACUGUCAAAUUUCUGUCAUACUUAGAAUACUUAAAUCGUGUCCUGCAUUCAUUUUUAUUCACACAGAAUUUAAUUCCAAACACUUAAUGUUCUUGUUCGAUUCAACUGUUAACAAUAGCUUCUAACUCACGCUUAAAGAAUUAAUUUUGUUUCUUUGGGACAAUGUUAAACUUCGCCAGGAGGCUAGCGGCUGCCACGAUUGUACAUAUUGGUAUGGGCACCAUUGAAGCUAACACUACUUGGUAUGAGAAUGGAUGCUAAUAACAAUAAUAUAACUCUUGGACUGUCAUAAAGCUCGCGUCACACUUGUUUUUUAUCCCAUUUGUUUAUUUUAGGCUCAUUAGCAUUUUAGCUGUAACAGAGCCGAAUUUUAAUCGUGUACAUGUCACACAUUUAUCAUAUAUAUAUUUAGCACAUUACACAGUAGUCAUUUAGGCGUAAGAGUAUUUGUUGCCUACCAACGCAACUCGCACCUGUAUUUAUGAACUUGGCUUCACAGUAUAAACAACGCUCGCAUAAAACAACCUUGGUAAGAGUGAACGUUAGGGAAGAAGAGAAAAGAUAAUUAGUAGGAAUAAACAAAUGGAUACGAAACAAUAGAAGUUAGAGGAAAGAAAAAGAGUUUUAUAAAAUUUCCGUGCGUUCUUAUAUGAAAUUUAUAAAAUUGAAACUGUGGAGCCGAUCUGGCGUAGUGGUAACAUCCAUGCCUCUCACGCUAAAGCUCACGAGUUCAAUUCUCACUCCCGACAUUCUUCCAAAAAUGGAAGUAAAAAUGACGAACCAGCCAAAUGAGUUGAAAGUCACUAUAAUACAGACAAAAAAAUAAAAAAUAAAAUUGAAACUAAACGUGAGUCUAAAUUAAUUAAAAUAAUACUUUGUAAAAUGCAUAAAUUGUAAUUGCAGAAAAAUUACAAUUUAUGUAUUUUCAUAUGAGAACGCACGGAAAUUUUAUAAAACUCUUUGAUUCCUCUAACUACUAUUGUUUCGUAUCCAUUUGUUUAUUCCUACUAACUAUCUUUUCUCUUCUUCUUUGUUCCUCUUCUUCCCUAACGUUCACUCUUACCAAGGUUGUUUUAUGCGAGUGUUGUUUAUACUGUGAAGUCAAGUUCAUAAAUACAGGUGCGCGUUGCGUUGGUACGCAACAGUAUUCCUUCUGUUCUUCCAUUGUCCAAUUAGACCGGACAGCGGAGACAUUUGAUAUGAUCAUUGUUGAGUUAUUAAUAGAACAGCAGCCCGAUGUUGUAUGGAUUAAUCGAUCUUAUUUCGACCGUGGAUCGAUCUCCAUCGCUGAUGAUUGUUGCGUGGACGUAGUUAUUCUAUAACAAUACAAAGAUGGUCAAUGAGGGCCCUGAGUUUUGAACUCACGAUCGAUCGCUUACUAAGCGAACGCGCAACCAAUGUCUAUUAGGAUCUCUAUUAGGAAGCUGCUAUUCCUUUACUCAUUGUCCUUGCUCUAUGGCUAUCCUCCUUCUUCUAUGGCUACCCUCCUUCUUCUAUGGCUGUAUACCUGGCGGUCGGUCUGAAUGUAGGGAUCUUAACUACUCUCCAUCAUCCAUGAUGGUUUCCGCCUGGUGCUGAUCGUAAGUUUCUCCGAGUGGUGUAUGUUCGAUAUUCCCUCGAACUCCGGCAGAUGUGGAAGAUGGACAAUUAUGGCGAUUCUCCUCCUAGCUCCGAUAUGCCCUCGAAGACUAAGCCGAAGAAUCAAACUCCACUACAUGACCAUUUACUCCCACAGCCGGAACUACCGACUGCGCCAGUUAAGGACUUUAAGGUUCUGUACUCAAUAGAAACAUGUUAUAGGUUUGAGCUCUAGACUAGAACUAAUUUAUUUCACCUAGUUUCGCCUAUUUAUAUCUUCUAUACAAAAGAAACAUCCCUGCACUAGAAAUGUUGUUUUAAUUUUUGCAUAAUCAAAGGCGCGUUGAAGUGAUUUUACAAAGCAGCGCCAAAAUAUGUGGUGGCAAUUAUUAUAAUUUUUAUCAAAGGUAAAAAUGUGUUCUUCCUCGUGUAAGGAUUAUGUGCUCUGAGGGUUGAGUGUUUUCAUUGCCUAGUUUGGAGGCGAUCUGGCGUAGUGGUAACAUCCAUGCCUCUCACGCUAAAGGUCACGAGUUCAAUUCUCACUCCCGACAUUCUUCCAAAAAUGAAAGUAGAAGUGACGAACCAACCAAAUGAGUUGAAAGUCACUAUAAUACAGAUAAGAAAAAAAUUGCCUACUUUGCACAAUUUUAUAAAGGGUUAAUUCCCCUUUUUUGGAAAAACAGUCCGGGAAAAUCUAUUCUUUCAAUUUAAAGCACCCUUUUACCUGUAGAACUGAAGCUGAUAUACAGCCCAUUCAAAUGAUAAUAAAUUCGGGCAGUUUAAAUCUUCAAGUGAAAGCGCUUUUUUUUUCAAAUACCAAAAAAAACCACAGCAGAAAAGAACGAAAUUGAAGAAUCGAUGUUUUAAUGUAAGUAGAGAAUAUUCAUAAUCUAAAAUGAUUCUGGGUGAAGAGAAAGGAAGAAUUAAAAAAAAUAUUUUCAUCUUUUUGUUUCGGAAUUGUCAAGCCCAUUUAUUUUUUUUGUAUUUUGCUCUUGACUUUUUGACUAUCGGGAACAUAUUGGGGUACAAAUUGAGAAACCAAAAAUCUGCCGCAUCGCGGAAAUUGUUUAAUUUCAAGCGUUUAUUACUCAGUCAUUUGCUGAUGGAUUUUUGAGCGAUCUGCAUCAAGUGAUUUAGGCAUUCCCUAUUAAUUUUAUACUAUGAAAAAAAGUAUAUAUUUCAUGAAGCUAAUCAUUGAACAAUUGAAAAAUGUCAAGCACUAUCUAAUCGAAAAUCCCGCGUUUUGAUUGGUCAAUUGGCACCAGCAAUGUUUCUUUUGGGGUCUACAAAUACGUGAUUGGAAGAUUCUUCGGUCUAUAUUUCAACAUUGAACUUUCACCAUACAAUGUGCUCAAUCAAUUUUGGAUACGAUAAAGCUUUAGCUUUUUUUGAAUUUCAUAGAAUAAACAUCAGCGACAAACAGCAAACUGAUCGGCUGGAAUUUCACUAGUUCAAGAUGGAUCAUCGGCUAUAGUGUUAAUGUCUUCAACAUAAGGAACUGCUGUAUAGUCCUAUCCCUAAGUGAAUCGUCUAUCUGUCAUAACUUUUUGGAUGAGAGUUUCGAGUUUCUGGUCAGCUUUUCACUAUUUUUGCAUCUUCUUCAAAGUUUUGCUAGAUAUGGUACAAUAUAUCUCUAUGAGUUGGAGCUUCGGGGUGUUGGAUGGAUAAUUUUUGGGCUCUACAAUCAGGUUAUUCUCGGUAUUCCAUUCCAUCGCGCCAUCAGGUCAUUCCGGCCAAAACAGAACGGGGUUACCGUGGUCAUUGGGAAAAGGCAUCGUUUGGGGACGUUUCUCCAGUCAUUCUAUAUGUCCUGGUCCUGGUAGACGAACCCAGUGGCGAUUAGACUAUCUCUCUUCUGGCCGCAGAUGCGAAUAAAACUCAUAUCUAGGAAGCUGCUUUAAAUUCUGUUUUCCGUGUGUUUCGUCGUACAUGACACCGCAAUCGAAAUUCGUGAGCAGUCCCGUAUACAACAUCUGGGAUCGUUAUGUGGCCCUCGAGUUCUGGUUGUCGCACAGUGGGGCAGUUUUUUAAAACGACGGUCAAAAAUUUCACGUCCUUCCUUGCAUCUUAGAGGUUGGAUAUUCUAAGAGGAGUUGUUCAGAAUCUUGAUUUGGAUAAUUGAGUAUUUUCAUUUAAAUUCUCAAUAAGUAAGAAUAAAAAUAAAUAAUACUAACAUUUUGUAUAUACGAUAUAUUUUGCUCUGUCGUGAGAAAAUUGUAGAGCUUGAAACCUUGCUGAAGAUACAUAAUUUCUAUCUCUUAGUACUGCAAAGAUAUACCGUCGAUGGGGGUAAUAUUGGGGCAAAAACAAAAAAAAAGAUUAAUUAUUAAACAAUAACACAGUUAAUUAUUAUACAUUGGAAGUAGGUUUCAAAAACAUUCGCAAUAUUUUUUUAAUCUCACCCAAUCUCACCCCAUGGACGGUGACUUUUUUUGAAGAGUGGGAGUAUUUUUCUACUCAACUCUACAUAAAUUACAUUGUAUGAACUCAACAUCUUCCUCAAAAUUCUAACUUUGCUAGAGAACAGUUUUAACAUUUAACAGUUUUGUAAAUUUCGCGUGCGAGGAGCUUGGUUUUUGGCGUGAGCAACAUUUUUUAGCGAUGCUCCUCUUAUUUGGGCGCCAUUUUGAGAACUGAAGAGCAUAAGCUUUGUUAACUAGUUGAGAUUGGAAUACGUGGAAUUACGAACUGUGCGAUUUAUAGUGUGUCAGAUGAGUCAGCUUCAUCGACUGACCAAUGAAGGCAACUGGUUGAUGUAGGGUAGAUCAUAAUUAAUCGCAGUUGUUUGAUAGUUACUGUUAUAUGGGUUCCCGGAAUAAAUCGCCACAGAAAACGACUGCAACAGAAACCACCGCUUAUAAAAUGUGUAGUAGGCUAUAAAUAUUGUGGCGCGGUAUUGUAUUUCAAAACAAGAAUUAACCGGGCAAACGUAUCGCCCCAGGCAAACGUAACGCCCCGGGCAGACGUAUACCGUCCGACGCUCGCUAGAGCUCGGUCGGACAUUGCUAAAGGAUCGUAUCCUAUGUUUCAAACUAACCGGGCAAUCAGUGGAUCCCAGGUUUGCGUGCGAGACACCGCCGCUUCCGACGGCGGGUCGGCGGUGGACUCGGAUUGCGUCAUCUUGGCGGCAUGGGCCGCCUCGAUUCCUUAUCCUCGCCAAAUGGGGACUUCGUCCCCAUUACAUUGUCCUCAGAAUAAAUUUCGAAAAACGAGAACAAGAGAAUAAAUUUAUAAUAGAAAUGUGAGGCACAUGAUGUUUUUCCCGCGCCAAAUAUUUCUAGCCUACUACACUUUUUCUAAGCGGUUGUUUCUGUUGCAGUUGUUUACUGUGGCGAUUUAUUCCGGUCACCUGUUAUAUGAUCUACUCUGACGUAAGGUUCAUCAUUUAAGAUGGUAAGGCUAAGCUCAUUGGCUGGAUCGAAUGUCGCCUAGCCUCUACGGUUCAAUGUUCUUGAGCGUUUGUGAACGUUCAAAUCCUCACCUUAAAUAAGUUGGGAGGACAAAAGUAUUCACUAGGUCUUUUGUGCCACCGAUUUAUGAUUGGGAGAUCGAAUAUCCGUUAAAUAAUUAAAAACUGAAUAAGUCCACCUAGAAAAGAUAUCGUGUUUUUCAGCAGUAUAAACUAUUUUCCUUUUGGUUCCAGUCAGCUUCUAAACAGUUCAAAUUUGGCGAUUUGAUUUCCGUUUAUAGACGCAGGGCAUUCCUUAGGAAUAGAUUGAACAGACUUUUCACAGUCUAUUACACUACCAAUGGAAACUGUCCGUACUACCCCACCAGCACAAAUUUUUCAAACAAUUUGAAUUUUCCACUCAAAAAUGAAUUUACGUUUCCGUAUAUACCUAAUAUCGCUUGUCUGUUAGCUCACAAACCGAAAUAUAACCAUCAGCGAAUUUAAUUUUGAUAUUAAACCACUCAAAAUGCUUAAUAUCGAAGCAGCUAAAAUUACAUCCACACGCAGAAUCAUGUAUGAUUUUCGGUUUUUGUUUCCUCUUUCCUCUUUUGAUCAGUAUUCAUUGUCAUAGGGUGGUUUAAAUAUUAUAGAAUAACAUGUAGAAGGUGUUCUAAUUAACAGAAAUCUAAAAUUCAAAAUGUGACUAUACGAAUCAAUCACCUGUCCAUAUUACCCCCACUGUCCGUAUUAUCUGCGAUUCCCCUAGUUGUAUUCCCCAUAUUACCCCCACUGUUUCAUAUUGCAACAAACCUCUUGAAGGUGGUUUCGUUCGCAUACAGACUUCAAAUUGAAUAAUGUAAUGAACUAUCUUGAGAAGAUUACAGAUUCUGAGUUCAGGUUCCUCCACAGUUCACUGGACAUUGAGUUGAACAAUUGUAUUCUGGGAUGCACUUUGUCAUUAAGCACUAUGUAGAGCUUGUCAUGAAAUACUGAUAACAGUUGACUAAAUCUUCACAACGCAUUUUGGACUUCUUUCUCGUUUCGCUGAAAACUUAACUAUGGGCUUCAGAACGUGUUUUAGCAAUUUAGUCAGGAGGUACUCUUUUCUAGGAGGAUUUUUCAAAUUUCCUUCCAUUGAGGCUCAAAUGAACAGCCAAUUACUUCGUCGAUAAUGUUUUAGAAAUUGUAUUAAACGAUUUCCCAUUUAGAUCGACUUUACAACAAUAGUUUAAUUAGGGUUACACCGAAGACAUGGAAUCCAGUAGUCGGCGCCGUUGUUGUAAGUGGUAAACGUAACUGCUAUCCUCUCUAAUUUCUCUUCUAAUACCAAUUUUUUGGAAGGCUACUUUCCGUUCGCUUGCGGAAUGAAACACUUUGAAGAUGGUAAUGAAUAUUCGAGCAGUUUCGAUUCUCAUCAAAACCUUCUACUUUCGAAAUUGUAAGUAAAAGACGACAGACGACAUUUUACCCCGAUAGACUAAAAUGAAUCAAUCAAAAAACGACUCUAGCUAAAGUAAAAGUAUUAAAUAAAAAAUAAUUUUCAUUUCUCAUUUUCGGAAAUGAAAAACCCUGGUUGGGAGCAGGAGCUCCAUCCAGAAAUUUCAGCAAGUUGGCCGUAUUAUCUUUAAUUCUUUCACGCGUUGUUCUUGCGUUGUCCAACGAAGAAUAUUGUUUCCCAGAGCGGAAUUUCCACUCGAGAUAGGUACAGAAAUGAUCCGCGUUCUGAUUGUUUGCAGUUUAUCGGCUGCAUUUUAGUAAUCUUUCAGAAUAAAAUAAUUUGAAAUUAUUUCUGGUAGAAUACAAUCAAAAACCAAAGUGUCAAAAGUAACCCCAUGCGGCAAUAAUUUCUCAUUGUUUCUAAAAUACUGAAUAGCGUCUCACAAACCACUGUAAUCCGAACGUAACAUUGUCAUGAAAUUAGGACGUGUACUAUUUAAAAUUUUUAUUUUUCCUGGAAGUAAAUUAAUUUCAUCAAUAGAAACGCCAUAUAAAUGUGUAAUAUUACAUACUUAUUGUCCGGUAUCUAAUCUUUCUUCAACAGUACCCAAGCGAAUCGAAUUUACAAAACUGUCCCCUUAAAAUUUAUUUGUAUGAUCGAACUUUCAUAUUUUCGACAUAUAACAGUUCGGCUGAAAAGUUCAUAAGGUUCACGUGUAGAUGGCGCCUCUUGCAAAAAUCUACUUGACUAUCACAAAGCAACAUCUUGCAAUGGAUACGUGUCAAAACUUGACAGCAAUCGGUCGAUUGGUUCGUGAGUCACAGCAUUGAGAGUUAAGCAACUUUUUUUAUUGGGAAAAAAAAUCAAACAAUGAAAACGAUGGCAAAAUUGCAUGAAUUGGGCUUCGAAUUGCUUCCGCAUCCACCGUAUUCUCUAGAUCUGGCCCCCAGCGACUAUUUACUGUUCGCAGACCUGAAGAAAAUGCUCGCUGCCAAGAAAUUUAAGACCGAUGAUGAAGUGAUUACCGAAACUGAGGCCUAUUUUGAGGAAAAACCGGAAGAGUAUUAUAAAAUUGGUAUCGAAAAGUUGCAAGAUCGCUAUAAUCGCUGUAUCGCCCUCGAAGGCAAAUUAUGUUGAAUAAUAGAAUUGAAUUUUGCAAAAAAAAAUUGUUUUACUGUGUCACCUUAUAAACUUUUCAGCCGAACUGUUAUGUAUUUUGACAAGCUCAGAGGUGACGAUUUUUUUCCUAAGACAAAUCCCCCGGCUAGAAUGCUCCAACCCGCUUCUCCCAUGAUGAUAAGUGUGGUAAUUGGUUGGGCAUCGGGUGCCGCAUAUACAAUUUUGACAUUCACAAUUUUGAAAAUUCAAUUGAUUCGAUAAACGACAAAUACGUGGUUUUGAAGGGAUAUUCAGUAGCUAUCAAAAUAAUGAGUGUUUGGAUGGGAUGUGCGCGAACAAGCAUGUCACGAGGUGGAAUUUCGGAAAUUAGGGAAGAAAUCGGUUUUGUGGGAGAAUUUUUGAUUCACUUUUUGCAAAUAAAAGCAGCGGGGAGUAAUUAUUAGCCGAAUACAGCGCAUGUGGAGUUGCUCGUACAUCCCAUUUCAUAUAUUUCUAGUAAUUGCCCAGUUGAGAGGAAUGAGAAAAUACAAAAUAAAAUAUGAUAGUUAAGGCUAACCUACGGAUAGUUCCAAUCUCUUUCGUCUUAUUUAAUGAAUUUCAAAUUUUUGGCUUCGGGUGGCAUAUUGACAGAGAAAUGAUCUACGUUUUUUAAUUUCAUCAUUCCUACUCCCAUUGAAAAAAUAUGCUGUCCAAAAACUGGAACAAUUCUCAUAAUAUAUACUAAGAAAAAGUUAGUUCACUUCAUCAUCCGACUUCAUCGCAUAUUUCUCUGAAAAAUUAUUAUUGUAUGCAAUGAUUUCUAAAAAUCAUCAAUUGAUCUUCCAAGAUUUUCAAUAUUUCCAACGAGGAAAAAGAAAACAGUAGCACUAUUCUACACGAUGCGAUGAUCUUGCAGAUCUAUGAUCAUACGCAUAGAUGAACGUAACGUUUUUUCUCCAAUGUCUCGCUGUAGAGUUCCAGAGAAGCCUAUAAUGUUUAGUUCAUAAAACAUAUUCGGUGUUAUAUUUUAGGACUUUUCAAUGUCAAUCUCCACCACAUCAUAUUCUUCCUCAGAUCGAUUUCAUCGUUUUAAAACACCAUAUUAUCAUUAUUACGCAAAGAAAAUCAUUUUUCUCUUUAUUGAUGCAAUAAACAUGGAACAGAGAACUUUAUCUAGUGGAAAAUAUUACGGAAAAUCCAAUAUAUGAUGCAUUACUUACAAGUUCAUUCUCAAAUUUUCAUCACUUCAUCAUUCAUAUUUUUAGCUAACGAAAAACUAAAUUCAACUUGUUUGCAGAUGGACACAAAACAUAAAACGAUGAGUAAAACAAACAUUGUGAGCAAAACACAAUGGUCGCCAAAUUCCAUUCAAAAUGCUACGUUUAGAAAAAGUUCCAAACCAAAAAAAUUAUCCAAAUUAAACAUCGUAGAAUUAUUUUUCUAUCGCUACGCUCAAUGUCACCUACGAUUUCAUUGAUGGCAUUCAGCCAGCUGAAAAUUCAAUGUUGCGACCAAGAAAAGUUGAAACACACCAAACUCAAACAUCAGCCAAACCUCAAGCCACCCUGAAUGGCGAAAAUUUGCCCCCUUCAGCCGAAACUCAUACCAAUUCCAGUGUUAUUGUUUAUUCAUUUUGGUCAAUCUGAACGAACGGAUCGGACAUUCCGUCUACUUUUUCGGUUUCGUCCCAUCGCGUGCCAAUCGCAAUUUGAGUCUUUUCUUGUUUUUUUUUUUCCUUUGAGCAAAUAUCAACGAGCAUUAGCUAAGCAAAAAUGGAAACAAAAAUAAACUCAUAAAAACUAUUCAACGGAAAAAGAAACAAAAUGCCAAACACAAUUUCCCAGGAAGAGAGAGAGAGAGAGAGAGAAAGAGCUGUAGAAGAGAGAAAAACACGAAAGAUUCGACUGCCGGUGGUUCCGAGCAGACGGAAAAUAUUGCAGAUAUAAAAUCAAUCAAUACUAUUAUUUAAAAAUAAAUUUGUAAAUAUUAAAUGUAAGUUUAGAUACAUUUUUUUUCGCCGUCGCCGCCGUCGUCGUCUUUAUCGUCGUCAUUGGAGAACUCUCGGGAGGUUUUAUUUGAUGUUUUUGCUUCCGAGAGCACUCGCCAUACCAAACAGCGAAAAAUCGUACAAGAGUCAAGAAGAGAAAACAGAAAGAAGAAGAAAAAGCAAGAAAAAGAAACUAGUCAGAAAGAAAAACGAAUCACAGCAUAUGACAAACAAAUUACAUAACCGGAAUGAACUUCAGCGAGCGAGACCAAACACAAAAAGUUUGAUUUAGAGCGAAUGGAAAAUCAUAUUUUCCCGACAGCGACGAGAGCAUUCCGCGCAAUUCGGCUGCUUUCGGGGGUUUUGCUAUUCGCGGAAGACUUCUUGUGGAUGUGACAUUUUAUACAAAUAUGUUUUUUUGGAACUAGCGAAUCUAGAUUGUGUAGUGAGAGAAGGAGAGGAUUGGAUUGCCAUCGUGAAAUCAAAAGCAGCAUUCGGGCCAAAUCAAAAUCGAAUCGAAUGAAACAAUAUAUCGAGCCGGAGUGAUUCGUUUUUUUUGUUUCAUCCCAUCGAUUCAAAGAAGAAGCAAAAUGGAUGAAUCAUUGCUUGAAUUAUUUAAUUUUCAAUUGAUUAGUCUCGGAUUGUAUUUCGAAGCGCGGAAUUGCUUGCAUAAACUAUUCACCGUUUCAGUUUCGUCGACUAUAGUGUAAUCAUGUUUGUUAUUUAGCAACUCACAUCCUCAAUUGGUCGGAUGGAGUUGAGAUGAAUGGUUUUGUUUUUCUGUUAAAUUUUAUACGACUCACUACCAAAGUUAUAUAUGAAUGUAUGAAAAGAGAUAAACUGGUUGUAGGAUGCAAAUGUCAAGUGUAGCAGACGCUCCUCGGUGCUGUGUUUUGUUGUAUGUUUUAUGAGAUUUUAUUUUACGCCCAGCGAGGAGAUGCCGAGAAACGAAAAUGAAAAGACUCAACUUUUCAACAGAGAAGUUGCAUUCUAAGUUUCAAUCCUUUUAAAGGUAGGUUGUUCCAUUGUUACAAUUCUAGGUUAUUUUUUGUGAUAAGCGCGAUUGUGCGCUCACUCGUUAAAAACGAAAUUCAAACGUGUACAUAUAGAAAUUAAAGAAAGAAGAAAAACAAAUCAAAAAUUAAAGAGAUUCUCGUAACAUACAUGACAACAUAAAACUUGGAAGUUCACCACAGCAGAGUUUUACUACAUAGAUGAUAGUGAACAUUGAAUAUUCUUUGUUUAUCCUCAAGAAAAGAAAAUGUGAAUGAAAACGAAACAUUUUUACAGACCUGAUUUCUGACAAGGUGCACCAUUUGUUACAGACAAGAAAUGUGUGCAGAGAAUAUUAUGGAAAAUAAUGAUGAAGAUGAUGAUGUACAUUAUUCGGCUGUAGAAAAAUAACCAAGGUCUCAUAAGAAAGGAGAAUGAGUCAUUUUAAGAGACAGAAUAAUAAGUGACACGUGGAUUACAUUCUAGUGAAUGAAAAUAAAUUAAUGCGAAUUGUUUUGUAAUAUAAGAGAUGAAAAGAAACAAAAAAAAAGUGAAGAAAUCUGUAAC
This is a messenger RNA of Toxorhynchites rutilus septentrionalis, 20407 nucleotides long. RefSeq names its product neural-cadherin-like. Bases 2692 to 7818 code for a protein of 1708 amino acids. Gene Ontology annotation, biological process: homophilic cell-cell adhesion. Gene Ontology annotation, molecular function: calcium ion binding; cadherin binding. The transcript has 15 exons. Gene Ontology annotation, cellular component: plasma membrane; catenin complex. The record is from RefSeq and is a predicted model, not a curated record. Lineage: Eukaryota; Metazoa; Arthropoda; Insecta; Diptera; Culicidae.